Talaromyces amestolkiae is the source of this 1776-nucleotide messenger RNA. RefSeq lists its product as uncharacterized. The transcript has 5 exons. The record is from RefSeq and is a predicted model, not a curated record. NCBI's taxonomy places the organism in Eukaryota, Fungi, Ascomycota, Eurotiomycetes, Eurotiales, Trichocomaceae. Bases 1 to 1776 code for a protein of 591 amino acids. Gene Ontology annotation, molecular function: protein binding.
AUGGCUGACUCCGACCCCGCGACGGUCGCUACGGGCCAUGACGUCACGGAUAGCGUGGAAAAGUCAUCCGAGUCAGAAACUAAACAACAGGAACAAGCUGCGCAGACAAUUCAGAGGUACUACCGUGGCUAUCGAGCGCGUCGAGAACUCAAAGGCUGGUCUCUUUCCUCGUCCACCCGCUGGAUCGAAGCCGUCAAGGAAGCGCAAUGGCACAAGGCGAUGCAGAACCAGUACGACGCCGAGACGAACGGCGACGUCGAACCAGACAAAAACGACAGAGACGAUAUCAUACGACAUGAAGAUGAGGAAGAACAAGAGGAAGAACGAGAACAAGCAUCGCGGCGCACAAGUCAAAGCGGCCUUUCGCCCGAAGUCCGACGGAAGUGGAAACUAGCAGGGCAAAUCGCUCUGAGGGCCGGCGGGGAUGAUAAUCUGGAAGACAAGAUUGUAGAACAAAAUGGUUCUGAGGAAAGGAGCGAAAAUGGCGCGCAGAGGGUGCAUACAUUCCAGCACACAGCGCAGACACAGCAUCAUCGUGAACCAUUAAUACCGACCCGCACGGCUGCGGAGGUGGAAAAGAAGGCGAAGAUGAUGGAUUUGCAGUAUUUUCUGGAAAUGGUCGACACAAAACACCGCUACGGCAGCAAUUUACGCGCCUAUCACAGUAUAUGGAAAAACAGCCCCUCAAAGCAAAACUUCUUCUACUGGCUCGACUACGGCGAAGGCAAAGACGUCGAAAUCGAGCGUGUCCCGCGCGACAGACUUGAGCGUGAACAGGUACGAUACCUAAGCCGGGAGGAGCGACAGGAUUAUCUCGUCAUUGUAGAUAAAAGCGGCCGGUUCCGAUGGGCUAAGAAUGGAGAACGAGUAUGGACGGAUAGUGAGCGGUUCAAGGAUAGUAUUCGUGGUGUUGUGCCGGUGGAGGAUAAGACGCCUACGUUUAGGGAGUAUACAAAGGAGGGGGAUGAGGUUUUUACGACUGAUAGUGAUGAUGAUGAUGAAAGCGACGAAGAGGAGGAAGAGGAUUCAGAUGAAGAGGUUCAGCGGUAUAUGAAUCCGGAUUUUGAUAAUGCAAAGGGGAUCAAAAAGAUUGAGUACGUGAGUCCGGCGGUGAUUUUCAAUCAUUUGAUGCAAAAGUCGUUGAAGAAGAGGGACAAGUGGAUUUUUGUCGCUGAUACAUCCUUCCGAAUAUACAUCGGCAUCAAAGAGUCCGGCGCCUUCCAGCACUCCUCCUUCCUGCGCGGCGCCCGCAUAUCCGCCGCAGGCCUCCUCAAAAUCAAGGACGGCCAACUACGCAGCUUGUCGCCGCUUAGUGGUCACUACCGUCCUCCCGCCGCGAAUUUCCGCGCCUUUGUGCAUGCGCUCCAGAACAAUGGCGUGGACAUGUCUCACGUUUCAAUUAGCCGAUCCUAUGCCGUCCUCGUGGGUAUCGAAGGAUACAUGAAAUACAAGCAAAAGAAGAAAGACGUAAAAGACAAAAUUGAGGAGGAAAAGGCCAAGCUUGCCAAUAAUAAGCAGGACAGUAAGGAAGAGGAUGAGGUACCGGAUGUGUCGCGGAGUAGACCGACGCAAAAGAAGACUACCACUACAGUCAACCAGGUUUCGGUCGAGGAAGAGAAAAGUGGUGGUAAGAAGACGGGUUUCUUUUCGACUAUCGCGAGAAAAAUUACAAGCAGAGGGUCGACGCAGGAGAGCAAGACUGUUGCGAUUCGUGGGAGAGGUGUACCGGGUACAGCCCCUGAGGAGGGCGUUCCUGCUCCUGAGGGAAAGCGAUGA